Theileria orientalis strain Shintoku is the source of this 1785-nucleotide messenger RNA. Its product is annotated as DNA-directed RNA polymerase D subunit. Bases 1 to 1785 code for a protein of 594 amino acids. The record is from RefSeq and is a predicted model, not a curated record. Gene Ontology annotation, biological process: DNA-templated transcription. Lineage: Eukaryota; Apicomplexa; Aconoidasida; Piroplasmida; Theileriidae. Gene Ontology annotation, molecular function: protein dimerization activity. The transcript has 6 exons.
AUGUUUGUUGAAUUAUUUCAUCACGCAAACACACUAAACCUUAAUCAACUUAUUUUACAUAUUCUCCUUAUUUUUGACUCUUACUUUGGAUUCCAUCGUUUUCCCUUUGCUGAUUGUGUGUCUAUUGGUUGUUCGAAAAGGAACAAUUUAAAUAGUGAUAUUUUGUAUUUUAUUGGCCCUACGGUUAACAAAUUAAGUAAAUCUGGAGGAUUGUAUGCAAUUAACGGUAUAAACGGGAAUAAAUCCAAUAAAAAAGUAAGGUUCCCAUUCGACCAGGAUGUUCCUCUAUCUGAUGUGCCAAUUCCUCCAUGGGCAAUUGAGUUUGUUAACAAGCGGAAGGAGGAGCCUUAUGUUCCCCGUCACCUGACGCAGAAGGAAAUCGAAUCUGGAAUAGAGGAAUACAACGUUGAGGCAAGGAGGCAGUCCGAAACAAAGCACAUAAAGGAGUCACCAUGCAUUAAAUUGAAAAGCUACGGCUUCAAGUUUAAACAAAUUCAGCCCAUUCGGCAUCACAAUGGGAAGGCGUUCACGUUCUUCUACGUACACUCACUGCACACGGACGUCAUCCCGGUUUUUCUCAACAGCCUGAGGAGGGUGGCGAGGAGGUACCUGGGCGCCGGGAGGAUAACUGCCCUGCGGAUCCCGGGAAUGCACAACGAGUUCUUCUCAGUCAUGGGCCUCCGGGAGGACUUCUUCGACCUCGCGAAGAACCUGAGGGGCGUCAUCCUCAGGAACGUGCCAGAAUCGGCCACCUUCAACAAUCCAAUCAUCGCAACGCUGAGGGUCAAGGGGCCCAUUAUCGCAGUGGCAGGCCACCUGAAAUUCAAGGACAAAUCAAGCAAACCCGGCGAAGCCAACAGUGAAGCUGACGGGACAGACAAAAAUGACAAACCUGACGAGAAAAGUGACGUCAGCAUUCAGCACCAAAUCCAGGAGGAGGUCAUAAUGAACAGGCCCUAUUCUGAGAAGAUUGAGGUGGUAAACAAAAACCACUACUUGUGUUCCGUGUCCAACGGCUCCUACCUCACCAUGGACGUCAAGAUUGAGCAUAUCGCAAACUACGUGAUCCCUGAGUACGGCCCCGAGUCUCUGAACCGGGACAUAACUGAGGACGGGUUCAUCCACUUCUGCUCCAGCUGCAACCCCGUGGAGGUGUUUGCGUUCAGCGGGGAGAGGCGCGGCCUCGAUGAGAACAGCACCAGCGAGAUUGUCACUCUGGAAGUGCACACUGACGGCUCAACCACUCCCAGGGUCGGCCUUCUCAGGAGUGCCACGUUCCUCCUCAACUGGUUUGAGAGGACUCUCUUCGCUCUCAGGACCAGACUCUCCAGGGACCUCUAUGCAGCCAGACGCGAAAACAGGGACAACACCUCCAUGUUGAUGCAGAACUACGACACUCGCAACGUCCCCUGGAACCCCUACUUAUCCCCUGAAGAUCGUGUCACCAACAGGGUAAAGUGGUUUUACAGAAAGGAUGUCUUACGACAGUAUCCCAUCGACCCUGAGUCCAAGUUGGCCAAGCAGGAGCAGCUCAAGGAGUGGGAGCGCGUUUUAGAGGACCAGAUCAUCUACGAGCAGAACAUUCCUCCCGUGCUGAGCGACGAGGAGCCCGAUCCUGAGGAGAACCUUCUCCUCAAAAGGAAACGCGAGCAGAGGGAAAAGGACGAGAAUCCUCCCAGCUGGGUUUUCAAGGAUCCUGUUGGUCCCGGCAACGUCAGUCAGCAGACUGUGCUCGGUUCCGACAAUGACCCGCCUCUUUUCGACCCUGAGAGCCUAUCUCACUAA